UUGUUUACUCUCUCUCUCUCUUCAUCUCUCUCACCAACUUCUCCUUAUAAACCCCACUCCCUCCUCAAACUCUCCUUCACCUCAUCCCCACCUGCAUCUCUCUCUCGCUCUUUCUCUCUCUCAAUCUGUUUCUCAAUCUCUCUCUUACAGAAUGGACUCAACUAUCACCCCAAGAAGGCCUUGUUUCAUUGAAGAAGAUGAUGGUCUUGCUUCCCUUGCUGACAUGGAGGCUGGUUUCUCUGGAUCUAAUAACCAAAACAACGCCCAAAUCAACCAUAACCAACACAACCACUUCAUCUCAAGGCCUGUGUAUUACUCAAGAAAAGCUAGUUUGAGAAAGAUGUCAUUUUCAUCAAACACUUCUCCGAGAUUCGGUAGGCUUUAUGAUGCAAGAUUUGAAGAACAGCAGCCCCAUUUCUUGGAUUCUUGCUUUCUUUGCAAGAAACCACUCGGUGAUAACAAAGACAUCUUCAUGUACAGAGGUGAUACACCAUUCUGUAGUGAAGAGUGUAGACAAGAACAAAUAGAGGCAGAUGAAGCCAAAGAGAAGAACUGGAAUCUCAAGGCCUUGAGGAACAAAAGUGACCAAAAGAAAUCAACCAGCUCUGCUAGCAAAAAAGCCUAUGGGUUUCGCACAGGGGCAGUUGCUGCAGCUUAAGGGCUUAAUUAUCUAUUAAAGACUUGAAAUAUAUCAAGCACUCGAAUUAAGAAACAAAAAGGAGAAAAAAGCAAGUGUUUUUUCCCAUAUAAAAGAGAGCAAAAAAAAAAAAGUAUUAUAGAUUAUAUGCAGCAAGAAAGAAGGGCCAAAGGGAAGACAGAGGCAAGAAGGGGGAGGAGAUGUGAAGAAGAAAAGGCUAUUAUUGUAUUUAUAUAUUGGUUUCUUUUAAUUUUUGUAAAUCUUUACUCUGGGUUGUUGUGGUUGGGUCUCUGUUAUGGUUGUCUUCUUUGUAAGAAUUUUGUUUUCCUCCUGGUUUUUUUUGCCAUGGAAAUGAGAAAAUCUACAACUACUAUUAGUACAAGAAAGUUUGUUCUGUUUA
This is a messenger RNA of Daucus carota subsp. sativus, 1037 nucleotides long. RefSeq names its product FCS-Like Zinc finger 1. The record is from RefSeq and is a predicted model, not a curated record. Lineage: Eukaryota; Viridiplantae; Streptophyta; Magnoliopsida; Apiales; Apiaceae. The transcript has 2 exons. The coding region runs from base 152 to 658 and encodes 168 amino acids.